AUGGAGAUGAGCAGGGACAAAGUCGGAGACGUCAGGAAGUACACCUGGGCUCAUAAAUCCCAGCGCCUUAGCGAGCCCCAGCAGCGGCCGGUGAGGACCAUGGUGACCCGCAGCCAGCGCAGCCCGGACCCCGGCCUGCUGUGCGGCCUCCCGGCGGAGCUGCUGCACAUGCUGCUGGACACACUCUCAGUGCUGGAGAUCAGCGUGUUCAGUAUGGUGUCAAAGGAAAUGGCUGGUUACGUUGUGGACUACAUCUCCUCCAUGGCCUGGAAGAAUAAAAACAUCGUCUCCAGCUUUCACAACAACAUGUACCUUGAACAGAGAUGCACUGUUCAACACUACAGGGAGCUGGGCUUGUUGUUCAAGAGGUGCACCUUGCUGCUACCCACAAAGGAAAGGUUAAAGUUUGUCUUUUGCAUGUUUUCUCAGGUUCCCUGUUUCGUGUUGGAGCAGUGCAUUGCACCACACUGCGCCGGUUUCUCCAGGUAUGGCGCCUUCCUCAAGACUCUGAUUGCAGGAUGGGAUGAGCUGGAGUGCUACAGAGUGUUCAACUUUUUGUGCGACUUCACAAACCUGUUGCAGAAGACUGAAGCAGUAAUUUCUGCAAAACCAGGGGUGAAGCGAUUCCAAGAGCUGCAGCUGCGACUCUUCUGCCGUCAGGUUCUGUUGGACUCGUGGCAGAACGAAUCAGAAUGCCAGUUCUGGCUCAUACAGCUACUAAAGCCCUGGCCCAUGGUCAGUCAGGCCCACCUGCUGUUUAUCCUGUACGGACCGUUGCUGCCUGAGGGCGCCCUCGGCUGGCAGGCUUUGGUGGAGCGGGGUCUGCCCCACGGCGCUCUGUGGGACAUGGCUAAAGCCAUCCUCAUGCUUUUUGGCAAAGUUGAAGUCAAAGGCUGGACCACUGACUCGAUGCUGGUGAUCAUUGAGGAGCUAAUCGCCGUUCCUGAACCGUGGCAUGUGGAGAAUGUGGCUCGCCUUUUGGUGCUGUGUGGCAGCCGUCUCUGCUACACGGUCCUGGCCAGCAAGGCCCUCGGUGGACGAGUCUCUGAGAUCUCAACACUCUUUAUUUACAUCAUACUGGUUUGUGAGAAGGACGGCUAUCACAUGAGCUGGGCUGUGAAGCUGGUUCAGCAGAUCUGCAAAGUCUUCACCUCAACGCCUGAAAAGUUCUGCUUCAUCCAGCAACUGGAAAACAAGUUCUCAGAAGUCACCAAGGAAUUCUUGGACUCUAAUUUAACAGGGAACCACUUUGAAGAUGCAGAGACGUUCCACACCCUGAGCAUCCUUCUGGACUCCAGCGCUCAUUUCCACACCAAAUUACUCCACAUGCUGCUCAAAUAGGAAUUACGCAGAUUACGAGUGACAAGAUUUGCAACAGUUGGGACGCGAGGAGACAAACUCCAGUUAGUGAAGGGGUUUACCAAAGAAGUGGAAAAAAGUGGGAUGAACCUUCAAACUG
Messenger RNA from Cololabis saira (Pacific saury), 1459 nucleotides. RefSeq names its product F-box only protein 47-like. Gene Ontology annotation, molecular function: protein binding. Lineage: Eukaryota; Metazoa; Chordata; Actinopteri; Beloniformes; Belonidae. The transcript is spliced from 10 exons. The record is from RefSeq and is a predicted model, not a curated record. Bases 1 to 1341 code for a protein of 446 amino acids.